This is a messenger RNA of Radiomyces spectabilis, 1989 nucleotides long. RefSeq lists its product as uncharacterized. Bases 413 to 1885 code for a protein of 490 amino acids. Gene Ontology annotation, cellular component: Golgi apparatus. The transcript has 13 exons. NCBI's taxonomy places the organism in Eukaryota, Fungi, Mucoromycota, Mucoromycetes, Mucorales, Radiomycetaceae. The record is from RefSeq and is a predicted model, not a curated record.
AUUUUAUGAACCUGGGCAAAAGUGGGCAGCAUAGAAAAGGAAAUCACAGAACACAAUUAUCAUUACACACUUCACAAACUCGAGCUUGCAUGACUGCCUUCUUCCCCCCCCCCCCAGAGAAAAACCCCACUUUUCCCUUCUCUUCAGUUACCAGAUAUAACUGCCUAUCACCACUAUAACCCCCCAUCACUUUCCGUUGCAGCUUAUUGACAUCCGCUAUCAGCUAUACUUUUUUACCUGUUUUGCUGAACACGACAGGCACUGUGAGUAUUUGUGAUCAAAUCAAACCCCGACUUGGAAUACGGGAACAUUGGUUCACUUGCCGAGGGAAAUCAGCAGUGUGAAUCACGAUGAACAGUUCAGCCAGACUUUCAUUCACCACCACACCGACACCGAAAGUAAUUAGAGCAUAAUGAACCGAAUGGGAAACUCGGACAAUGAGCGAGGAAUGGCGAAGCAAAGCGCAACAAGAGAAGUCAUUGACGAUCCUCUCAAGGUCCGAUCGCAAGCCGAUAGAUCCUCCCUUCAAAACAGAGAACAGGUCAAGGAUUUACGACAUCAGUUAAACGCUCAACUCAAAGAGAAUGCACGACUGCAAGAUACCAUGGCAAAGCGUACAGCUGAUUAUGAAGACAAGCUGAAAAAAAUGAGAGAGCUGUUUGCACAGUCCACCAAGAAUUUGGAUAAAUACCGUGCUUCCGUUUCCGCCAAGGAGUCCGAAUACAAUCAGCUGAAGGACGAGCUGGAAAAAUGCCAAGCACAGGAACAAGAGUGGAGAUCGAAUGUCGAAGCACAGCAUCGUGACAUUGAAAGGUUGCGUUCUGAAACAAAUACCCUCAAAGCGCAACAAACAUCGCAUUCGAACCAGUUGGAAGCCCAAGUGCGACAGCUCAGUCUUCAGCUGGAGCGAACCAAAACGGACUAUGAACAAUACAAAAAACGAGCCAACAUCGUGCUUAAACAAAAUACGAAUGACCAAUCAGGGAACACACGAAUUAAUGAACUGGAGAUAACCGUAAAUCAACUGCAAAGGGAGAAAUCAGUGUAUGAAACGGACCAAAAACAGCAACAAAAAAAGUACGAUUUACUGGCACAUGAUCUUCGAGAAUCACUCAAGCGUAUCCAGCAGCUCGAGAUCAAAGCCAAUGCGUUCAAUAAAUCAGAACAAGAACGGAUAGCUAGUCAAGAGGCAUUGAGCCGUUUACACGAGGAAAUGGCUCAGGAACGGACAUCAUUUGGAAAAGCCAUGGCAUCCUUGACCGAGACACACGAAAGCACUGUUCGUAAAUUAAAAGACGCGUUGAUGGCCAAGGAGAUGGAAUCGCUUUCCAUCGAAAACCGAUCAGAUCAAAGUAGCAAACACGCCGUAACUGAUUUUUCAAUGCAGCAAUUGCAAGAAGAAAAUGCAAAAUUAAAAGAGGACUUGGCCCAUCUGCAAGCACUGUAUGAGAAACAAAAACAAGCAUCUACACCUGUAACAACGUCGCCAUCCUCAUCCGCACAUGAUGACAGCGUCAAAGCAAACUUUACAGAAACAUCCGAGGAACCAAGUGGAGAUGUAUAUACCUCCAUGAGCCAAUUGAUUUCGCCGUUUGUCACACGACCUGACAGUCAGGAAGAGUUAAAAAAACAAGUGCAACGACUAGCUACUAUGUUGCAAGAAAGUGAAGAAAGAGUCGCCGCCCUGUCUGCACAAGAAAAGGUUUUAAAAAACGAGAUAAGAAAAUUAGAUGCGUUUGACAAGCGGCAGAACAUGAACGCGGAAUAUCUGAAAAAUGUCCUUCUAAAAUUUCUUCAAUCGGAUAACAAAGCAUUUAUGGUACCGGUCCUAGCCAAAUUACUGUGUCUGGAUGAUGCAGAAACUGCAAAACUUGAAAGUUUGUGACAUAAAAAAGAGUAGUUGAUGAAAGUUUAUUUUUAUUUUCAGCCCCGACUUGGCAGCAAUAAAUAGCCUUCAUUUCCGUGUAUCCGCCGUUUUGCCUUCCCCUC